Molecule: messenger RNA, 802 nt
Organism: Eupeodes corollae
Lineage: Eukaryota; Metazoa; Arthropoda; Insecta; Diptera; Syrphidae
Gene: Vps29
Product: vacuolar protein sorting-associated protein 29
Exons: 5
Coding region: 155-703 (182 amino acids)
Biological process (GO): intracellular protein transport; retrograde transport, endosome to Golgi
Cellular component (GO): endosome; retromer complex
Source: RefSeq, a predicted model, not a curated record
AGAUCUAAUAUUUGACAAACACAAAAUUAAUUAAUUUCUAUUGCAAUUUCUCACAUCUCACUAUAUUUCGGUUCGUUGUGAUUCCAGAUUCAGAUAAUCCUCAUAGCAUUUCUCUAAAAACACUCUAAACGCCCUUCAAAAAAAGUUAGCCGAUAUGUUGGUUUUAGUUCUUGGCGAUUUACACAUACCGCAUCGAUGCAGUAGCUUGCCACCGAAAUUUAAGAAACUUCUUGUACCGGGAAGGAUUCAUCAUAUUCUAUGUACUGGGAACUUAUGCACCAAGGAAUCAUUUGAUUAUUUAAAAACUUUGGCUAAUGAUGUUCAUAUUGUCCGUGGCGAUUUUGAUGAGAAUCUCAACUAUCCAGAACAAAAAAUUGUCACUGUUGGGCAAUUCCGUAUUGGACUAUCACAUGGACAUCAGGUUGUUCCAAGAGGAGAUCCGGAAGCUUUAGCACUGAUUCAACGUCAACUAGAUGUUGACAUACUUAUUUCGGGACAUACUCAUAAGUUUGAAGCCUACGAGCAUGGCAAUAAGUUUUAUAUCAAUCCAGGUUCAGCAACGGGAGCAUUCAAUCCCUUGGAUACAUCCGUCAUUCCGUCAUUUCUUCUCAUGGACAUACAAAGUACAACUGUUGUCACAUAUGUGUACCAAUUGAUUGGAGAUGAAGUCAAAGUCGAGCGGAUAGAAUAUAAGAAAAGUUAAUUUUUUGUAAUUAAAGAUAUUUAGUUUAUGUUUUAAUCCUAUUAUGUACUAUCGUUCUUGGAAUCCUUAUUAAAAAAAAAUAUAUACAUACCAACCAUA